ACUUAAACUUGAUCCAACCCAAACCCGAUCCAAACAACCCGAUUGCCACCUCUGAAAUUUACACGAAACUAAAAAGGUUAAUAUACCCAUGCAGUCGGAUCAUCCAACCCUAACCCGUUACCCACCGAACCCGUCUCACAAACCCAACCUGCCGGCGGCCACGGUGUCGAUGGCCACCUUUAACUCGCUAGUCAAAGCCGUUUAAAAAAGUACGCACUCCGUAAUUCGUUUUACCAGAAAAAGGUCCCACCCUCCUUUCCAUUUCUGUCGUAUUUCCCUCCCCUGCUUUUCUUACCAAGUUCCUAGAUUUUGAAGCUUCUCCGCCGGCCACCGGAUGUUCAAUCGGCGACGUUAGUACUUCCGAUGGAAAUUGAAUCAGCAUCAACAGGAGAGUUUGAUUAUGUGUGGUCAUCUGUAAAAAAGGAGCUAAUUCAAAAAUCCCGCGUAUCUGACAAUGGUCACCUGUAUUUGGAGGGGGACCCACAUUCAUGGAUUCAAUCCAAUCCAGCUUCUCUGCAAUUAGUUAGAAGCUUGGAGUUGGUAUUUUAUGACGAUGAUGUGAAGAAUCUAGAAGAUUCCAUUGGUCAACUCUCUGAACUCUCCCACUUAUAUAUCUUAGCAAGCAGAUUUCUCAAUUGUCUACCUAAUGCUAUCAUAGGGCUGCAGAAUCUCCAAGAAUUGCGAGUUAAAGAUUGCUAUGAUCUUGAAGAAUUGCCACCCAAUUUAGGUCACUUGAUUAGCCUUAAACACCUCUAUGUUUCGGGUUGUGGCCGCAUUAAAUCACUUCCUAAUAGCAUUAUGAAGCUACACCAUCUUGUGACAUUAGAUCUUACACAAUGCGAUUCAUUUGCGAAAUUGCCUGAAGGUUUGAAUGAGUUGGUUAGCCUUAGAUACCUAUCUGUUUCUGAUUGCCCCAUUAAGUCACUUCCUGAUUGUAUGAUGAAAUUGUCUAGUUUGGAAGGUUUAGAUCUUACUGGGUGUUGUUCUAUCAGAGAUAUUGUUGGGAAUUUGGGCCAGUUGAUCAAUCUUACCAGUCUAUCUAUUUGCUUUUGCUGUCUUAACUCCAUUCUUCAUAGCAUGCCAAGGCUAUGGACCAACUUAGAAAUUUUACGGCUCAAAGGAGUAUGCGAUUCCAUCACAGAAUUGCCCGCCAAAUUGGAUCGACUUGUCGGUCUUAGGCGUCUCUCUCUUUACGAGUGUGCUGACAUUGAGUCACUUCCUGAUAGCAUGUCAAAUUUAUCCAAAUUGGAAGCUUUUGAUCUUCAAGGUCAAUGUUUUUCUGAAUGCUGUCCCAUGGUAUUGCCAAAAAAUUUGGAUGUGUUAGUCAGCCUUAAACAUCUAUCCCUUGACCAAAUCUGUGACAUUGAGGCCCUUCCUGAUAGCUUGAUGAAGCUAUAUAACUUGGAAACUUUACAUAUCUAUGGAGUGUCUGAUAAUAGUUUUCACCUUGAAAAUUUUCCACCUGGUUUGGAUCAGUUGGUCAGCCUUCGGCGUUUUUCUCUUGGAUAUUGUGAUAUUCAGUCUCUUCCGGAUAGCAUGACUAAGCUGUCAAACUUGGAAACUUUAAUUCUUAAAGGGUGUGAUGAUCUGUCAUCAUUGCCAGCGAAUAUGGAUCAGUUGGUCAGCCUUAGACAUUUAUCACUUGAGUGGUGCAUGAUCAAGUUCGUUCCUAACAUAGGAGGACUGCGCAAUUUGGAAGACUUACAACUCAAAUGCUGCGACUGCCUUGAAGAAUUACCAGCAGAUUUGGGUGAGUUGGUCAAUUUGUGGCGCCUCGAUAUCAGUGGUACCCAAAUCAAGUGCCUUCCUGGGAGUAUUUCAAAGCUAUACAAUUUGCAGUUUCUAAUCCUCCCCGGGGGAUUCAGACUUGAAACAUUGCUUCACAACAUAAAGGAUUCUGUCUUAAUUUCUGUUGAUGAACCACUAAUUCGUAACAGAGCUUGGAGUGAACUCAGAAAAGAGAUCACACGCUUUUCUGAGCAGAUAGACAGUGAAGCCACCUGCUAUUCUGUUUGUGUGCUUGAGCUCAUAAUGACUCCGCAGAAGAUCAACUAUGCUUCUGAGGUUGAAAAGAUGCCAAAUUUCUUGAGGAUGUUGCCUCUUUCUCUUUUUCCUCCUAUUCCUGCUUGGAAAAUGGCAACUGAUGCAGCUAUGGUUGAAUAUGAAUGGUCAUCGUUGAGAAAGGAGGCUAGUUACCUUUGUUUGGAUGAGGAUCCAGGGAAAUGGAUUCAGGCUAACCCAUCUGAUUGUCUGUCAGUACGAAGCUUGGAGUUGAAUUAUCUGAAGAAUGUGGAGAAGAUAGUGGAUCCGAGUUCAAUAGUGGAGCUGUCUCAGCUUAUUCACCUCCGUUUCUAUGACUGUCUAUCCCUCAAGUAUCUCCCAAACACCAUCACAAGUCUGGCCAAGUUGCAAUCGUUGGAAAUUGUAAAUUGUUACGAACUGCAAGAAUUACCACCAAAUUUGGGUGACUUAGAGAGCCUUACACAUUUACAUCUUGAUAGGUGUGCAGCCAUAAAGUUCCUUCCUAAUAGUCUUGCAAAGCUAUCCAAGUUAACAGGUUUACAUCUCUCUUCUUGUAAAUCACUCACAGAAUUGCCUGCAAAUCUGAAAGUUGUGAACCUCACGAUUGCAAGUUGCGGCAACAUCACGUGCCUUUCUGAAGGUCUAAGCCACCUGCAAACUUUAUGUCUCUCUUUUUGUGAAUCACUAACAGAAUUGCCUGCAAAUUUGAAUGUCAUAAACCUCAAGAUUAUGUAUUGCAGCCACAUCAUGUGCCUUCCUAAAGGUCUAAGCCACCUGCAAACUUUAUUUUUCGAAGCCUAUUAUCUCUCCAAAGAAUGCCUUGUAAAUGUAAAGGGCUUGGUGAGUCUACGGCGCCUCACCAUUAAGAAUUACGCCCGUACUCAUCAAAGUCGUCGUAGUAUCAUAGAUUUGCUUGAAAACCUGGAUGAGCUGCCCGAAUUAUUUCUUCUGAAUAUUGAGUCAACCACAAUCAAGUGUCUUCCUUGGAGCAUCACCAAGUCACCCAAGUUGCGUUUCUUAUUUCUCCCCAUGGGUUUCAUACUGCAGACAUUGCCAUAUCAUUUGAAUGAUUCCAUUAUUAUUACUGUUAACUAUGAGCAUGUUCGUAAAACCUGGAAAGAACUCAAAACAGAGAUUGGCCCUCUUGUUGUUCAAGUGGGAAAUCGGGAAAUGCCAAUGACUGCAGCUCAGAAUACCUUUAUACCUGUUCCUGGCUACCUUCGAUGGUAUGGGGAUAACGCAGAUACAGAACAACAGAUUCUGCAUAAUUAUGAUUCUCUUAUGUCUGUAAAAAUUCUGGAUUUGGGAAUAGCACUUAUCACAAUGGAGCUUAUACGAUUUAUUGAGGAGUUGCCACAGCUCACUCACCUGUAUAUUUCUGACGCUGAAUUCAUGAUCUUAAUCAUGUGGAUUACUAACGCUGAAUUCCUCCAGCAUCUCCCGAACACAAUCAUGAGGAUGACACAUCUCUCUAUGCAGUAUUGUCACAAGUCCCCUUCUGAUGUACUGGGAAAACUAUUUAACUUGAAAAGCUUAGAUCUACAUAUGUCGUGUGAAUCAGAACUGCCAGCAAGUAUGGAUCUGCCUGUCAGCCUUCAAUGUCUAACUCUACAAAAUUGGAAGUUUGAGUCACUGCCUGAUAGCAUGGAAAAGCUUACUAACUUGAAAGCUUUGGAACUCCAUUACUGUUCUGAUCUCGUAUCUUUCCCAGCAAAUCUAAGUCUCACCAGAAUCAAGAUUGUUAGUACCACCUUCAAGUCACUUCCUAUAGGUCUAUGCCACCUAGAAAUCUUACAUGAGGUAGAAGGUUGUUUGGAAGGAUAUUAUAACUGUCAUGAUUUUAAAGACUACUUGAAUCAUUUGGUCAACCUGGAGACUCUAUCUAUUACAUGUUGUGCCAUCAAGUCAUUUCCCUAUACAACAGAAUUACACAACCUGCGAGAAUUACAACUCAGAGACUGUUUCCGCCUCAAAAAACUGCCACCAAAUCUGGGUGAAUUGAUCAAUUUGCACACUCUCGAUAUUAGUGGUACCAGAAUCAAAACCCUUCCUGAUAGCAUCGUGAAGCUACCCAAUUUGAAGCGCUUAGUCCUGCCCAAGUGUUUCAUUGUGGAAAGCCUGCCGCCAAAUGUUAUGUUCUCUGUUGAUGACAUGGAUGAAACUUAUUACCAGAAGAUGGGCUAUUAUGAUUUGGAAACCUCCGAUGAAGACAGUGAGAUCUCAUUACAGUCCGCAGAGGGUGUCGUUGAGGUGAUUUCCGAAGAAUCAGAAGAAGAAAUCAAUGUUGAGCAGCGAUCACCCCGUCUAUUGCAGAAUCAACUUGAUGCUACAGUUCCCGGAGAUUCAAAUGGCUACAAAGAUGAUUUGAUUAGUGAAAGCAGUCAGCGUCCCUCAAGAGACACCUACAAAGAAGACAAUGGGAUCGUGGAAGGAGCAUCAGAAGAGGGCAUUAUUGCUGAGCAGCAGACACCCCACUUAUUGCAGAAUAUAUCCUCCAACACCGCAUAUGAUAGAGAUUCUCAUUCUUAUUAUGGAAGAAUCGAUCCAAUUGGCAAGGACAGUCACCAUGCCUUUUGCAGUUCAGAAGAUCAACUGACAGAAACCUUUCCUUUUGGAAACGAAAAUUGUACGACACACUAUAGAUUUUCGAAUUCACGAGAAACAGGGCUCCCUGGUCAGAGCAGUCAACCUUCUUUACAAAUACAAACGGCCAACACGAGUUUGGAGGUUGAACCUGCUCUUGCACCUAUUUAUCAACAUGAUUCUCGAUAUGAUACAGGUCAUGGCAUUGACUCUUUGGAGGCUGAACCUGAGCUUGCUCCUAUUUAUCAACAUGAUUCUCAAUGUGAUGCAAGAAAUCUUGGUGAUGGAAUUGACUCUUUGGAGGCUGAACCUGCGUUUGCACCUAUUUAUCAACAUGAUUCUCGACGUGAUGCAAGCAAUCUUGGUGGUAGGAUUGAGUCUUUGGAGGUUGAACCUGCUCGUGCACCUAUUUAUCAAAAUGAUUCUCGAUGUGAUGCAAGAAAUUUCGUUGAUGGGAUCGACUCUUUGGAGGUUGAACCUGCACUUGCACCUAUUUAUCAACCUGAUUCUCGAUGUGAUGCAAGAAAUCUCGGUGAAGGAAUUGAGUCUUUGGAGGUUGAACCUGCGCUUGCAACUAUAUGUCAUAAUGAUUCUGGACGUGAUGCAAGAAAUCUUGGUGAUGGGAUUGACAAUCAUGUACAAGAAAAUGGACAGAAUAACGAAAAUCUGCAAACGGGAUGGGAUAAGCGCAAUAGUAAGAAAAUUACUAAGGAGGCUAUCCUUAACCUCUUUCCUAGAAACAUAACGUUAGUUUCUGCUGCAAAAGAGCUUGGAGUUUCAAGGUCUACAAUGAAGCGCAAAUUGAUAGAGUUUGGUAUCAAGUGGCCAUCAAGCAGACAUGCCAAGAAGAAGAAAAGCACUACUAAAUCACCCUCCAGCAACAAUCCUUCACAGAUCAAUUUGGAGGGAUUAGAUUCUGCAAAUCAGCAUACAUUGUCUGAUCAAGUACCGUCCAAAUGUAAUGCCAUUGACAACUCAACAAAAGAAGUGCCCGUCAUGGCAACUCAACUCCAUACAGAUGUGAAUCAGUGUACAUUGUCAAAUACUGUACAAGAAAGCGGAAGUUCAUGGAGGUUUGUGGUGAAGGCUACUUAUAAGGAAUAUCCGGUGAGGUUUGAAUCCUUUUGUACCAGUGUUACUGAUCUUAAGAAGGAAGUGGCUGACAACCUGGAGCUCGAGUUAGGAACAUUCAGAAUACAAUAUGAAGACGAUGACAAAGAGUGGAUGCUAAUGACCAAGAACAAGCACUUAGAGUAUGCUUGUAACCUUUCAAAAUCAUCUGGAAGCAAUAUUCUAAGGUUGUUGAUUAUUGAUUUGUGAACUCAAAGAUUGAGGGUUGAAGAGACAUACCAUGAGUGACCUCUGGAGUCAACGAAGCAGUCUUGAAAGAGUCAGGACCAGAAUCAUUAGUGAGCAGACAUACAAGAGCUGCUGAAUCUUUGUGAUGCAGAUCAAGUGAUGCGCAUGUUCCUGGAGGUAUGUGCUUACCCCAUAUGUGGCAUGCUACGUUACUCGGACUCUUUGUUUCACCCCAAGUACCCGUGUCGGAUCCUUGACCUUCGGAUAUGAGUAUGACACUCCGACACUUUAUUUUGGUCUAAAAUCAAGGAAAUUUUCCACAAUUUAGCAGUGUCAAACACUUGGACACGUACCCGUGUCCGACACCAGUACCUGAGUCUGAGUAACAUAGGUGGCAUGUUCUACGCGACUACAUCACAGCUCUUAUAUUUUAAAUCUAGUGUCUCGUGCUCAAGUUUUUGGAGGGGUGUUGUGCUUCUAGUCUGGGAACAACCUUACAAGUUACAACCAUAUUUCUUCUAAAAAUGGGAAGAACAACAAGAAUCUGCAUAAUGUUUGUGUGAUUUAAGUGUUAGGAGUUUAUAUGUUGUGAUUAAUUGUGACUAAUUGGUUUUUAGGCCCAUUGUGUAUACGUGAUGUAUAGUUGGGCUUAGGGUUAAGUUAUGUGCACAUACUAUAGCUUAUACUCUCGUAUACUAUAUGUAAGCUGAAUUGAUGAAAUGAAAAGACAAGGAAACCUAUUUUCUGGCAUAAA
Spinacia oleracea (spinach) is the source of this 6658-nucleotide messenger RNA. RefSeq lists its product as uncharacterized. The record is from RefSeq and is a predicted model, not a curated record. Gene Ontology annotation, molecular function: protein binding. Bases 364 to 5925 code for a protein of 1853 amino acids. The transcript has 8 exons. Lineage: Eukaryota; Viridiplantae; Streptophyta; Magnoliopsida; Caryophyllales; Amaranthaceae.